Messenger RNA from Hypomesus transpacificus, 3342 nucleotides. RefSeq lists its product as uncharacterized. Lineage: Eukaryota; Metazoa; Chordata; Actinopteri; Osmeriformes; Osmeridae. The transcript is spliced from 5 exons. Bases 569 to 1822 code for a protein of 417 amino acids. The record is from RefSeq and is a predicted model, not a curated record. Gene Ontology annotation, biological process: DNA integration. Gene Ontology annotation, molecular function: nucleic acid binding.
GUUCCACAGUAUUUGACAGUUGGUUAGCCUAGGCCAAAAAUGACGCGUUCUAUUGUCCUCCCUACUCACUGGCUUUGCGGAUAGCUUUUGUAUGUUUGUUUUUAGCAAAUGGUUGCUACUGUGAUAUUUCUGCCUUGCUAGCUAGCCAGUAACUGACUAGUCUAUACUGUUAGAUAAAGACUAGCUAUUUGCGUUUCGUUUUUAUCCGUGAAAGCUGCCAUGUUAAGGCUGGACAGUCCAUAUCCAACCAUCUGUCCACUAGUUUUGUAGCUAGCAAAACGAGUUAGCCUCCGGUGCUGCAAACUCUUGAGAUUUGUCUUUUAUUGUUACUUAAAGUCGAUUAGCCACCACAGGGUGCAAUGCUACCACAACUUUUAGCUUCUAAUAUUACUGGAUGGAAACAAUGCAGCGAAGCCUAGAGUGGGCAAGGGGUACGCUCUUGAAUGUUGCUUCAGCAGACGGCCUGAUAGCCUAAGUAUCCGAGUUCAUCGAGGAGAUUCGCACCUAUGGUCGGCAUGCACAACAAACCAGUUCCGGUCACCAGGCUCCAUUGACUUGGACUGGAGCAAUGGGGGCUCCUCAUUAUCACAUCACCGGAGAGCAGCUGAGGUUUCUCAUGUCCUGUGCUUUCAGCCUCUCUCAGAUGGCUGAGAUCCUCCAUGUGUCCCGUUCCACAGUCAAACGGCGCCUACGACGCUUGAAUCUUUCACAGGCAGGGCGUUUUUCAGACUUGUCAGACACUGCUAUGGACGAUAAGGUUAAGGACCUUGUGGCUGGGAAUGACAGAGUUGGACCGGAGUCCGUCCGAGCACAACUGAGGGCAGAGGGAAUCCGGGUGCAGAGACGCAGAGUGAGGGACAGUAUGGUUCGCGUUAACCCGAGGGCGGUUGCCCUCAGAGCCAUGUCGCAGAGGCUGCACAGAAGGUCCUACUGUGUCACUGGUCCAAAUUCUUUAUGGCACCUGGAUGGAAACCACCAACUGAUAAGGUGGAGGAUAGUCAUCCACGGUGGCAUUGAUGGCUACAGUCGCCUUGUUGUGUUUCUCCGUGCUUCCAGCAACAAUCGCAGCAGUACUGUAAUGGACUGCUUUAUGAAAGCAGUGACCAGAUAUGGUGUUCCAUCCAGGGUCAGAACAGACCACGGAGGAGAAAACAACGCUGUCUGUUUAUUCAUGAACAUUUUCCGAGGGUCUUGUAGAGGCAGUACUUUGAGGGGAAGGAGCACACACAAUCAGAGGAUUGAGAGACUGUGGGGUGACCUGUGGCGUGGCCUGACCAAUGUCUACUACCAUCUGUUCAAUUUCCUUGAGAGUGAGGGGAUUGUGGACAUUGACAAUGAAAUGCAUGUCUGGGCUCUGCAUUAUGUGUAUCUCCCUAGAAUAAAUAGAGACAUGGCAGACUUCUGCCAGCAGUGGAACCACCAUGGUUUGAGGACUGAGAGGCACCAGUCCCCUCUGCAGAUCUUCGUUAGAACCUGCCUUGUACAACAGAGGCUACCUACUACUGCAAUGCAGGACCUCUUUGCUGCCACACCCACAGGAGGUGAAAGGGCAGACAGCACUGUACCCAGAGGAAUGGACGGGGCGGCUCAGGGCGGGGCGGCUCAGGGCGGGGCGGCAGGGCGGGGCGGCUCAGGGCGGGGCGGCAGGGACACCUGUUGUUCACUGGCCAGAGAGAGUGACCAUACCUCCAAACCAGUUUACUUUGGGAAAUGCUCUCAUGCAAGUACUUGCCGCACAAAUCAAUCCCCUCGGAGGCCUCAGAACAGCCCUUGGAAUGGACAUCCUGCAAGAGGUCAUUUCUUUCCUGGAGUCCUCAAAUGACCAAUAAGAUUUUGGACUUUCAGACAAGGAAUACGAAAUGAGAAUUAUAUUUGCACUGCCAGUUGCACUGCUACUUACUUUACUCUGUAAACUUUUUUUUUUGCUUUUUGUCUUUUAUUGACCUUUUUGAUGUUUCAUCAACUGGUGCCAAGUUGUUGACCAGUGGUGCUAGUUGUGCACAAAAUAAUUUUUUUAACACUGCAGGCCACUCCCAUCAUACUUGAUAACCACAGAAACGUAUUACAUGGUAUAUAGGCUUAGACUGACAUCUAGUGGACAAUUAGAACAACACAUGUUGCAAUUUGUGUUGCGGGCCCUGAAUUUCUAUUACACACUAAGUGUGUACGUGUAUAUACAGUGGGAAAAUGUGUCCAAACUUUUGACUAGUAAUAUGUAUGUAAGGGAUAAUGUAUAGAACGCCGGUCAUUAUCGGGAAAAUAAGACCCUAAUAAACAAUAAUAAUUGCAGUAUCACAUCCAUCCACCCCUCCACCAAAUACACCUGCAUCUUUCCAUCCAACUCUUCAUUAUUCCCUCCACCCCAUCAACCAUUCUUGAGAGCAACAUUUUGGAGCUGAAGUUUCAGCACCGCAGUUCUAGGAUUUCUAGAUUUUCGCCAAAAGACCAAAAAGAGUGCGACCAAAGCAGUAUUCCCCACAAAUAGUACUUUCUAUCUUCAACUUGGAUGUUAACAGUUGUAUGUUUAGCAAAGUGUAAUUAGCUCAUUGUUAGGUAAAGACAAUCAUAUAUCUCAGGGACUGCUUUGAUAACACAGAAUGGUCAGUGUUUUUUGCCAACACACUUGAUGAGGCUUUGUCAGCAUAUGUAAUGAUGUUUGACCUGUAGCUCUUACAUCAAUGUCGAUGAAGAGUUUUGAAUGUCUGAUACUUUUGUAACUACAAGAGACAGUCCAGAACCUGGCAGAUCAACUCCAGUUUGCCUACAUGAAGAGUAGAAGUCUAGAUGAUGCUGCCCUUACAUUGCUGCAUCAUGUACAUUCCCAUCUGGAAAAACUAAAAGGCUUGUGUUUGUGGAAUAUCUAUAGUGCCUUUAACAGAAUGUAAACACGUCUAUUGUGAAUACAACUACUAAACAUGAGUUACUCCUUGAUUCAUACUGCAGAUAAUUAAAUUCCUAACACACACAGGGUUCUGUCUUCUCCCCGGUCAAAAUACUUUCGCAAUGGACGUAUUCUGAUUCAUUUCAUUAUUUUAUCCUAUGCUCUAUUAUACAUACAUAUCAAAGUUAUCUGAGGAAAUAUAAGUUAAACUCUAAUCUGUUAUACUUCAUUUGUGUGAUGGAUGGGGCUUUGGGGGAUCCACCACUUCCUUCUCUUCUGUUGCUGGUGGUGAACCUCUGGUGGAUGGAUAGGCUGCAUGAGGAUGCUUCCUUUGGUGUGGAUAGGCAUGCUAGGACGAACUGUUUUGUAUUGGACAUGACUCAACAUUGACCGCAUGUCAGUGGAUCAGAUCAUCUUUCUUAUACCUGUAAAUACUGCACAUGCCUGUGUGCAUAGUACAU